This is a messenger RNA of Musca vetustissima, 1700 nucleotides long. Its product is annotated as transcription factor grauzone-like. Lineage: Eukaryota; Metazoa; Arthropoda; Insecta; Diptera; Muscidae. The transcript has 3 exons. Gene Ontology annotation, molecular function: DNA-binding transcription factor activity, RNA polymerase II-specific; zinc ion binding; RNA polymerase II transcription regulatory region sequence-specific DNA binding. The record is from RefSeq and is a predicted model, not a curated record. The annotation marks the transcript as partial. Gene Ontology annotation, biological process: regulation of transcription by RNA polymerase II. Gene Ontology annotation, cellular component: nucleus.
AACAAACAUUUUACGUCCUGAAGACGCCGUUCCAAACAUUAAUGCCAUCAAAAAUGUCGCACCUCAACUGGUGCCGUUUAUGUAUAAAUAGUUGUACCGAUUUCGUAGAACUCUACGAUGAAAAUGAUCAAUUUAAAAUGGAAGUUUAUCAAACUACUAUUAAGUAUUUCCACACCAUGUUCUUAGAACCCAUACAUGAAAGUCCCCUGAAGGUGAUGUGCUCGGAAUGUUGGCGACAGAUUAGUGAAUUUGAUAAUUUUCAAAAAUCCAUAUUAUUGGCCCAAUCCACACUACUAAAAGGUGAACCGGAAAAAGAAGCCGACGAUGAGGAUGUUUUGCCAUUGCCUGUAAAACAAGAUUUCGAAGAGGAGGAAAAAGAAGAAACUGGACCAGCAGCUGCAAAUUCAAUUAAAAAUGAAGAUGAUGACGGUGACACAGCGAUAAACCCCUUUGAGGCCCAAAAUGGUGAAUUCAAUAUGGGCGUACAAAAAUCUGGUCUAAAUCCAGAGCUUAGUAUUACACCCAUUGACCUUACAGAAGAUGAAAUAAAUCAAGAAGAUGAUAGUUCACAUUCUGAUAUGGAUUAUGGUGGCGAUGAAGAUAUAUCAAUGGCAGCUGCCGAAAUGUUAUCGGUACAAUUGAAUACAAGUGGUGAUAAUAAUUUUAUGGGUGAAAAUACCAUGUUGGAACAUAUGCAUCAGUUCUUUAGUCGCCAAGCGCCACCUGUCCAACAGGAGAAUUCAAGAAAUCGUACACCCAGCGAAAUAUUGGAUCAAUAUAUAACCAAAUGGCGUUCAACGCUAAAUUGUCCUCUCUGCAAUGCUGUGGUGGCAAAUGUGGCCCAUUUGGGAGAACAUUUUAAGGAAGUGCAUCCCCAGGAGAAAUCACACAUAGAAUGUUGUCAACGAAAAUUGUUUACACGUUCAUCGAUAGCCGAACAUGCACGAGUCCACCUGGAUCCCAACACAUUUAAAUGUGAAAUAUGUGGUCGGGUUUGUAAUACAUCCAAAGCCUUGUUAAAACAUAAAAUUUCCAAACACUCUGAGGGUAAUGAAAGUGGUGCUGAUGGUGGUGGAAAUGGCGGCGGUGUUGGUGUCAUGGACAGUCGUACCCCAGAUUCAUUGAACAAAUCAAAAAUAUCCAAAAAAUCUGCCAAAGAAUUAGAUGAAAUUAUUGCCCGCUGGAAACCAAAUUUAGAGUGUGUGGUCUGCUAUGGCCAAUAUCCCACCUACACGCUGCUACAACAGCAUUUUCACUUGGAACAUCCGCAGGCACCAUUCUACGUUGAAUGUUGUCAACUAAAGUUGGAACAACGUUGGCAUUUAGCCGAUCAUAUGCAACUGCAUUUGGAUCCGAAUGCCUUUAAAUGUCAACUAUGCAAUCGUGCCUACAGCUCCAGCCGACAUCUAUAUCGUCACAUGUACUAUACACAUUCGAUGCGAGCCGGUGGCAAUAAUGUCAAAUCGCCUACUUGCCACAAAUGUCCGCUGUGUGAUAAGACCUUUAAGGCACGUCGUUGUAUGCAGGAACACAUGGCCACACAUACCGGUCAGGAAUUGUAUCGUUGCCUCUACUGCAGUGAAACAUUUCGUUACAGUUCAUCGUUGUACACACACUUGAAGAGCAUACAUCCGCUUGAAUGGAAAGAUCGCAAAGACACAAGAAUGUUAUAUAAAUUAAUGAAAAUUGAAGAUUCAUAA